CCCGCCCAGGAGGUUCGUUCGCGGCGCUGCCUCCACGCCCCGUCUCCCACCUCGUCCGCGCCCCGCCUUCCCCUCCCUUCGCCUCUGCCCUCCAGUUCCUUCCCCGCCUCGCCCCCUUCCCCCAUCUCGCGAGACUUGGCCCAGAACAUUGCGGAUCGGGUCGGCGCCAUUUUGGGACGGAGACUGGCUGUGGGGGAGGGAAAAGCGGCAAAAGGGGAUUAUUCAAAGUACCGAGAUCUUCGUCCCGGGACCGACAGCGGGCACCCCAGGCCGGGGACACCUGCGGGGUGGCAGGAGGUGAUCGGAUUACUCAGGUACGAAGAUCGUCUUCUAGGUUUCGUGGAAAAGCCCCGGAUAUCUCAAGUGGCCAUUUUGGAAUUACAGUGUUUCUGGGCAGCUCUGCCCCAGAAGUUGCCUGAGACCGCGGGAGGCGUCUCCGGAGCGAGUGGGUAGCGGUGCGGAGCUCCGCGGGCUCCCUGAACGGAACCCGGCUGUCCUCGGUGUGGGGUGCACGCGACGUACGUCACCGGCUGAAGUGUCGCAGCUGCUGGCGGUCCCCGCCCCCCACCCCUGUGUCUGCAGCCCGAACUGUGAGAUAUGCGUGGUUUGCGCGCCGAGUGGUCUCGGAAGUGUCCAGUCACUGUUUAGACAGUGCCGGAGUCCCACGGCGGUUUAUUUUUAUCCCGAUUAAAACUUUUAGGAACUUUUGACCUCCGCCUCUUUCAUGGCAUAAUGGGACUGCCUUUCUGAAUGAAGACUUCGAAAGAGCACAGAGUUUUUUUCCUUUCAUCUUUUAUUUACGUGGAAAUUUAAGAUGUUGCCACUUCCCAGCAGCAUGGUAGUGUCGAGAUAGCUGCGUCUCGAGUGCUGAUGUUCAGGAAUGCUCUUCCGAUGUGACGUUUUCUUUUCGUUUUUGCUUUUCGGCUCAUAAAAGCAAAUUCAUCUGGCUAUUUCAUCUCGAGUGGAUACGUACAGCAGUGACAAGUACAUGGAAUAAUCAGGAAGCCCUUGCACUCCUGCACCCGAGGACGCGGCUGGUUGCGGAGGUAGCGACAGGAACCCUCGACAGCGGAAGCAUGGGCAGCUGACUUGAAGGAGUAACUCUAUGUCAGAUAGUCGUAGGUCGAGUGUCUUUAGAGAACUCGAAUUUUAUUUCAGAGGAUACAAAAUAAAAAAACAAACUGGAAAACACAAAGAUAACAGAGAAAACCCCAACACCUUCCUGUGCGGUCCUGCUGGAAUUUGGACUUGCCAUGAGGUGUUGAAGCCCUGUUUCAUUGAGGCGGAGAGACUGGACCUAAAUGGCGCAGCAUGACUUUGCUCCAGCCUGGCUUAAUUUUCCCACUCCACCAUCAUCAACAAAGUCUUCACUGAAUUUCGAGAAGCAUCCUGAGAACUUUUCAUGGACAGAGAGUCGUUACGAUGUGAACCGCCGACGACACAACUCUUCAGAUGGCUUUGAUUCCGGCGUUGGACGUCCUAACGGAGGUAACUUUGGAAGGAAAGAGAAGAACGGAUGGCGGACGCAUGGAAGAAAUGGAGCUGAAAACAUAAAUCACCGGGGCGGGUUCCACGGCGGGGGCAGCUCCCGCUCUCGCAGCAGCGGCUUCCACCCUGGGAAGAGUCAGGGGCUGCACGAGAACAGCACCCCUGACAGCGACGCCGGCAGGAGAGAGGACAAGAGGGAGCGCAGGCAGUUUGAGGCCGAGGACUUUCCAUCUUUAAAUCCUGAGUAUGAGAGAGAACCAAAUCAGAAUAAGUCUUUAGCUGCAGGUGUAUGGGAGUACCCUCCGAACCCUAAAUCCAGAGCUCCAAGGAUGCUGGUCAUUAAGAAAGGGAACGCAAAAGACUUCCAGCUCUCUGGGUUCCCAGGAGUCGGAAAUCUUCCGUCACAGCCAGUUAAGAACGGGGCUGGUCCAAGUGUCUAUAAAGGGCUAGUCCCGAAGCCUGCUGCUCCGCCUUCAAAACCUCCACAGUGGAAAAGCCAAACUAAAGAGAAUAAAGGGGGCGCUGCUUUCUCUCACGAGUCUGCAUACGGCGCUGGCAACUUCAAUGCUUUCAAGUCCGCUGCCAAGAGCUUCAGCCCGUCAGCAGCUUCCGCGAAGGAGUGUCACCGCUCCAACUCCUCUUCGCCCGUGGACAGGCUCGGUCAGCAGCCCCGGCUCACCAAGCUGACGCGGGCGCGCACGGACAAGAAGAGCGAGUUCCUGAAGGCCCUGAAGCGGGACCGAGUGGAAGAGGAGCACGAGGACGGGCGCCGCGCCGGCUCGGAGAAGGACGACGACCCCUUUAACCUGCACAACAGCAACAGUGCCCACCAGGAGAGGGACAUAAACCGGAACUUCGACGAGCACGAGCUCCCGCAGGAGAACGGCAAUGCCGUGGUGGUUUCCCAGCAGGUCGUCCGCUCGUCCACCUGUCCUCAGAGCGACGUGCUUUCAAGUUCACUUGAGGCAGAGCACAGGCUGCUGAAGGAGAUGGGCUGGCAAGAAGACAGCGAGAACGACGAGACCUGCGCCCCCCUGACUGAGGACGAGAUGCGGGAGUUCCGGGCCAUCAGCGAGCAGUUACGGAAAAAUGGUCUGAGGAAAAACGGUGUUUUGAAAAACGGCCUGAUCUGUGACUUCAAGUUCGGGCCCUGGAAGAACUGCACCUUCAGGCCCACGGUCGAGAACGAGGACUCGGAGACGAGCAGCAGCGACACGUCGGACGACGACGACGUGUGAGCCGUGGCUCUGCCGGCGUGGGCGGGGCGCGGGAUGGACAGCUGUACCCUACGUAGUGAGACACCCCAGUAGAAGACAAUUUGGGGGGGACUUCAGCACGAAGAAGCCAGGAGCGCUGUGUCGGGCUGUGUCGAGCGUGACUCUGUGCGUGGGUGUCGUGGCAAUGCGGACUCCGGCCGACCGGCACUGGCCCCUCCACCACUGCAGCAUUUCUCUGACUAGCAAUGUGACGAUGUAACAGAUGAGAUUUUCUCAUUUAAUAAUAAAAAAUUGUGUAAUGUUUUGCAAAGCUUCUGUCUUAAAAUGUCCAGGUCUUAAGAAACAAAGGCAGCUUGCACUGCUUUGCUCGCAGAGCCGUGUCUUUUCCGUGCCGUGGAAAACCCUCGAACCCGCCCCGUGCGCCCCCCCGCCCCCAAAGGACACUGCAGCAUGUCGGCCGGCGCCGGCGCGGGGACCUCGGGCCUGGCUGUCUCGCGAGUCGCCCAUCAGCGUGCACUCUGCUCUCCAGCCCUCGCAGCUCGGGAACUGGCACGGGGAGCCUGGCCACGCGCUCUUCCUGGGGGACAAGGUGGCUCUCCGGAGCUCUCCGGCUGUGCUGUCGGGCCGGGGCUUUCAGAGGUGGUGCAGAGUGUUGUGGGAAGACUUAUUUUGAUAAAUUAUUACACGUGCAGACAACUGGCCACACUGACUGGAUCUGUCCACAACAUGGAAAAUAAACUGGAUUUUCAGAG
This is a messenger RNA of Phyllostomus discolor (pale spear-nosed bat), 3457 nucleotides long. RefSeq names its product GC-rich promoter binding protein 1 (gene GPBP1). Gene Ontology annotation, cellular component: nucleus. Gene Ontology annotation, molecular function: DNA binding; RNA binding. Lineage: Eukaryota; Metazoa; Chordata; Mammalia; Chiroptera; Phyllostomidae. Bases 1302 to 2726 code for a protein of 474 amino acids. The record is from RefSeq and is a predicted model, not a curated record. The transcript is spliced from 12 exons. Gene Ontology annotation, biological process: positive regulation of DNA-templated transcription; DNA-templated transcription.